Carya illinoinensis is the source of this 1872-nucleotide messenger RNA. RefSeq lists its product as uncharacterized. NCBI's taxonomy places the organism in Eukaryota, Viridiplantae, Streptophyta, Magnoliopsida, Fagales, Juglandaceae. The transcript has 7 exons. The record is from RefSeq and is a predicted model, not a curated record. Gene Ontology annotation, molecular function: glycosyltransferase activity. The coding region runs from base 267 to 1709 and encodes 480 amino acids.
UAUUAUAAAGUGGAUCAGAUCCAUGUGGUAUUUCUUCUUCGAAGGCCAAGAAACUUACCGAUAAAUCUUGUGCAAAGGCAAAAUGGAUUCGCUUCCGGCACCAAAGUCUGUUGUUGCCUAGUCUGCUUUCCAUUCACAUUUCGUAAUUCGUAUAGCUAUCAAGAUUUUGGAGAUCAUGUAUACUCGACUGGUCACACCGAUCGUAUUCGGAAACCCUAGAAUGCGGCGUUUUUAGUAGCAGAAUCAUCGGAUUUAGAAGCACAAGAAUGGGGAAGCAGAGCCCGCGGGCGGUGUCCAUUCAGAAGAAGCGGUGGGGGCUGAUGAUUCUGGCUAUAUUUUCGCUUUCUACCGUAAUGGUGUUCAUCAUGAGAACCGAUUCCUGCACCACAAGUGCCAGUAGUGGUACUGGCAGUAUUACCGACAGUUUUGGAGAAGAAAAAGAUGCAAGCUCGCAGAUAUACUCAGCAGCUCAAGUCGGCGGUGCAACACCAAAUCCACUUGAUUUCAUGAAGUCCAAGCUCGUGCUCUUGGUUUCCCACGAACUCUCUCUUUCUGGCGGGCCUUUGUUACUAAUGGAGCUUGCAUUUCUGUUAAGGGGUGUGGGUUCGGAGGUGGUUUGGAUUACUAAUCAGAAACCAGCGGAACCAGACGAUGUUGUUUACAGUUUGGAGCACAAGAUGUUGGACCGAGGGGUGCAGGUCUUAGCUGCAAGGGGCCAAAAAGCUAUUGAUACAGCUCUUAAAGCUGAUUUGGUCAUUUUGAAUACUGCUGUUGCUGGGAAAUGGCUGGAUGCCGUUCUCAAGGAAAAAGUUCCUAUUGUUCUUCCAAAGGUUUUGUGGUGGAUUCAUGAAAUGAGAGGACAUUAUUUCAAAGUGGAGUAUGUUAAGCACCUCCCUUUUGUUGCAGGUGCCAUGAUUGAUUCACAUACAACUGCAGAAUACUGGAAGAACAGGACUCGAGAGCGUUUAGGGAUUAAAAUGCCUGAAACGUAUGUCGUACACCUUGGAAAUAGCAAGGAACUAACAGAAGUUGCUGAAGAUGGUGUAGCCAAGAGAAUUCUUCGUGAGCAUGUCCGGGAAUCUCUUGGAGUGCGGAAUGAAGAUCUGAUAUUUGCCGUCAUUAACAGUGUUUCACGUGGGAAAGGUCAGGAUCUGUUUCUUCGUUCCUUUCAUGAAAGUCUACAGAAAAUUAAAGAGAAGAAACUGCAGGUGCCAUCAAUGCAUGCAGUUAUAGUGGGAAGUGAUAUGAAUGCUCAGACGAAGUAUGAGACAGAACUGCGGAACUUUGUACUGGAGAAUAAUAUUCAGAAUCAUGUUCAAUUUGUCAACAAAACCCUUACAGUAGCUCCUUAUCUGGCUUCCAUUGAUGUUCUUGUUCAGAAUUCUCAGGCCCGGGGAGAGUGUUUUGGGAGAAUAACCAUCGAAGCAAUGGCCUUUCAGCUGCCUGUUUUGGGCACAGCAGCCGGAGGCACCAUGGAGAUAGUGGUGAAUGGGACAACAGGGUUGUUGCAUCCUGUUGGGAAAGAAGGUGUAACACCUCUCGCAAACAACAUUGUCAAAUUGGCCACCCAUGUAGAAAGGAGACUAACGAUGGGAAAGAAGGGAUAUGAGAGGGUGAAGGAGAGGUUUCUGGAACACCACAUGUCCCAUAGAAUUGCUGUGGUUUUGAAGGAAGUUCUUCUGAAAGCAAAGAGCCACUCUAAUUCUUAAGACUUUCAAUGGCACUUGGAUCGAUCGAAUGAAAAGUUGCAUUCUUCAUUCAUGACUGAUGUUAAAUUGUGGCUGUUUUUAACCUAAAAUUUCCAUUGUUUUAUCUUAUGGUGAGAAUGUAUGACUUAAAUUCUCAUUCCAAUGGACUCUAAUUCCUUAGCCA